AUGGGUCAUGCCGCAUGGCCCGAAGCAGUGGUACGUUUGACCGCCAAGACGUCGAGCUCGUUGCUGAUGGGGGACACCAUUGAGCGCGAGCAUGUUGUGAGCAUCGGUCUGCUGUCUGUCCGUCACAUGCCCGAGGAUCACCCCGCGCUUCUUCCGCGACAACAUGAAGCUGCUGUUGUUCUGCAUCCGGGUGCGCCGAGAACCAGCUCCAACCACAGCCUGAGCUGCUCUUCUCCUAAUUGCGCGUGGCUGUCGACCUACUGGAGCUUCUUCUCGACGUGCUUAUUGUUGUUGGUGUUGGCGUUGGUGCUGGUGCAUCUUCCUCGACGCAGCUUUGCCUCUGCCCAUGGCUCAGUGUCCACAGCUCGCUACGAUGACGAGUCCAGGGAGGCCGAGGUAGUUCCGGCGGCUGGACUAGUCAAGGUGACGAACCGCUGGCGCCUUGAGGAGGACGUUGAGAUGAAGACUCCGACCGCAGUCGCGGCCAACGCAUUCGCGCGUGCAGCUUUGACGGACAGGCGCAAGGCGAGGAAGAAGCCCAACUACCUCCACCACUGGGAGCGGUGCGCCAUCAUCAAGCGCGUCGCGGAGGGGGAGCCCCAGGCGGCGCUGGCCCGCGAGUUCGGCGUCACCCGCGCCGCCGUCUGCCAGAUGUACAAGAACAGGAAGAAGAUCCUCGCGCACGGUCGCGCGUCUCGGUCCAAGACGGUGGCGCUGCUCUUGGCGACGCUCAAGGCGCGGGGAACGAACCCAGCCGCAAUCCGCCGCGCAGCAGCCCGACUGACUUUCAUUUUGAUCGAGGAGGUGAUUGCGAGCUUCGAUACGCUCAACGAACCUACUGGUGCAACUGAGCAAUCGCUCUCGGCGUCAGAGCAGAUCAUCCCGUUCUGCGGAGUCGUCCUCGGCGACGAAAGCGCUGCGUUUGCGCGGGCCUUUGAGCAAUUGGACCCCGGCGCACCCACAGGCCAGAUCCAAGUGAAGAUGGAUGUGGUGGACGACGGACGUGUGUGCUGGCGACUGGUGUAUCUGGACGUGCCGGAAGACGUUUCCAGCUAUGAAGUGCUCGUCUUUUCGACUUUUGGAAAUGGCGGCGCAGAGUGCAGGGCGAUCGAGGUGCGUUGGCGACGACAAACUUUCAAUUCUUCAUCGUAA
Molecule: messenger RNA, 1152 nt
Organism: Phytophthora sojae
Lineage: Eukaryota; Oomycota; Peronosporomycetes; Peronosporales; Peronosporaceae
Exons: 5
Coding region: 1-1152 (383 amino acids)
Molecular function (GO): DNA binding
Source: RefSeq, a predicted model, not a curated record